Messenger RNA from Aspergillus wentii DTO 134E9, 2169 nucleotides. RefSeq lists its product as uncharacterized. Gene Ontology annotation, biological process: DNA-templated transcription; positive regulation of transcription by RNA polymerase II. The record is from RefSeq and is a predicted model, not a curated record. The transcript has 3 exons. Gene Ontology annotation, molecular function: DNA-binding transcription factor activity, RNA polymerase II-specific; sequence-specific DNA binding; zinc ion binding. Lineage: Eukaryota; Fungi; Ascomycota; Eurotiomycetes; Eurotiales; Aspergillaceae. The coding region runs from base 1 to 2169 and encodes 722 amino acids.
AUGCAGUCGUCAACACUGUCGGAAGAGAAUCGCGAGGAUCCAUCACUCCUUGUUGGCUCUCAGCCUCUUACAAUUUCUCCACCCACUUCUUCCCCUUCGCGACCACGCCAUAUCGCAUGCGCCCGCUGUAGACGACGUAAGGUUCGCUGCGAUGGGAUCCUGCCAGCAUGCACAAAUUGUGCCAAAGCCGGGGUUGAGUGUUUCGAAGGGAAUUCCACGUGGGAUGUCUCUCGCAAACGUCUCCAUUACCUAGAGAGGAGGGUUCGAGAGCUUGAGUCACUCCAACAAAACGCGCCUUCUCCCCGUGAAAUACCACCCAGAGUAUCGACUGUCGAACAGUCACAACAGGACAUCUCUGCGGAGGUCUCGGAAGUAGCUCAUCCAGAGAGCAAUCAGCCAUCGGGCCAGUCGCCCGCGAUCUCUAUCUCAAGCAGCAUAACACGCGAUCAGCCGUUGGCCCACGAAGUAGGUUUAUUGUCUCUGGCUAAUGGCAGUGAUCCGAAGUAUCUGGGCCCAUCGUCUGGAGUUCCUUUUGCGCGCUUGAUUUACGAAAGUGCGCCGAAUUCUCAAGGUCUGCCGUUGAAUCUGCAGAAACAGAAUUCCAAUGAAUCCCAGGCCCAAGGAUCAGCCCAAGAUAUCCCACAACCCGUUGGGCUUCCAUCACUGGCAGACUGCCAACAGUAUGCUGAGGCGUAUUUGAGUGCAACGGAGUUCUACCCAUUUCUACUACAGGACGAUGUCUUUGACCUGCUCGACAGUGCCCAUCGAUUCGCGGAGAAGGGAGAAUGGAAUCAAAGUAUACCAAUAACGCUAGGAUUUGCCCAAGUCUUCCUGCUCUUAUCUAUCGGUGCUCGUCUCUUGGAGACGAAGCUCAAGACCGACUUUAGCUCCCGCGGCUUGUUCGCUGCAGCAAUGCAAUAUAUCAACCAGAUUAAACUCCAUGACAGUAUCGAAGGCGUCCAGGUACUACUAUUGCUAGUAAUACACAGUCUUUACAGCCCUGAAGGACUGAACGCCUGGUUUUUAUUGCAUACAAUCAUUGCAAGCUGCUUGGAUCUGGGCUUACAGCGUCUCAAUCCCACCGAGUCGAGCGAUCUGCGUCGAAAAAGAUAUUCGCGUAGUGCUAUCUUCUGGUCCGCAUACUCGCUUGAUCGAACCUUGACAACCAUCCUGGGGCGACCCCUCACACUGAGAGACGAGGCUAUUGAUGUCGAAUUUCCGGGGGUUGACCAAAGUGAUGAAGUAGGCUUGGGUGCCUUUCAGUGGUACCAGAGUGCCGAAUAUACACCAGACCCGACACUUCCUCACUUCACGCCCUGUAUAUACUCUCUUCGAUUUGACCGGAUUAUCGCAGAGAUCAAGCUGAUGAUCUACCGCGUCUCCCGAUCUCCGCAGCGAUUCCCUUGGCCAGACAAUCUCACAGUUUGGCAACAUGAAGCUGAAGCAGCCUGCCAUGGCCUACUGCAAGAGGUGCAAAAGCGACAGCGAGGUCGUCCAUUUGGCAGUUCAAACCCACUGUCAAUGCUGGUCGUGCAACGGCUUGAACUAAAAUAUCACCAAUCUAUAAUGCUGCUCUUCCGACCUAGUCCCCAGAUUCCUCAGCCGAGUCAGGGCGCGGUGCAAGCCUGCUUCAACAGCUCCAUGGAGACAAUUCGCCUCUACGCUGAACUCCAUCGCUUUGCAAAUAUGGACUCCUCGUGGCUGUCUGCCCAUUCAAUUUUCGUCGCUGCUAUUACCAUGCUCUAUUGCCUUUGGACAAAUCCUGCUGUACGGGGAUCGACACCUUUCGCCACCUAUCUAGAACGGGCCGAAGCCGCACACCGACUACUGACAUUCCUCAGCGGCACAUGGUCAGUGGCUGAGGAUGCGUGUGAGAAGCUGUCCCGGUUGAUCCUCGUCACAUUCAGGGGUCGCGAGCAAUCGCAGCAGCUACGCGAUGAACCCCAGCGGCUUCCUGAGAGCCUUCCUCCCAGAGAUAGGGAUUGUGAACCAACCUCAAUGGACGAAAGUGCACCAGAUCCAUGGUUCCAGCAAGGGUCAAAUAUACUGGUAGAUGAGCUAGGGAUUCUACGUGACUUCUUCGACCUUGGAUGGCUGAAUAAUGUGAGCUUAGAUGCGAUUUCCCAGCCCAUGUGGGAUGAUGAUCAGUUUGUAGUACCGAAUGGGUAG